ACUUAACAUGUACAUUAAUGUGUAUUGUUAUAUUCACAAACCUAACAGCAUAUUGUUUGUAACAUCUGUAUAUUGAUUAAGACUUUUCUAGAUUUACCGCUCGUACUUUCUACGAAUUUUCAUACAUUAAAUCUUUAAUCAAAUCGGAUUUGUUCAAUUUGUUGAAAGUUGAAACAUUGCGUUUACGUGACAAUCAGUGGAAAAGUUUUGUGACGUUGCAUUAGAUUUAUUUUUUCAUAUAAAGAAAGUUUGGACGUGUAAAAGUGGCUUAUUAUGAAGUGACAAAAAAGACAGUUUAUCCGUUUAAACUGAAACUAACGAAUUCAUUAGUUUGUUUAUGCUUAUAGUAAUACUACAAACAGUGUUGAUAUUUCAAGUGCAUUGAUUCAAUAAUUCGCUUGGACUAUUCGAAAUAACAAACGGAAAGUUGUAUAUUUUAUACCUAUACUUAGAUAAGCAUACUAAAUGGAAAUGUACUUUUUUACAUUAUUUUAUAUACUAUUCACAUAUGUACGUUGUGAACUAUUUACAUCGCUUGCCACUAUGGAACAUGGUUUAAAGGCAGAACAAAAUAUGGCUGAUAAAAUCAGAGAAUAUAUUACCAAAGAAAAAGAAAGACUGCAGACAUUAGACAGAUUAGCCGAUUCCUUUGACGAACACAGCCGGCAAGGUUUAAAGAAUCCAAAUGCUUACCUUGGAAAUCCUAUAAAUGCAUUUUUAUUUGUUAAAAAGUUUACAAUUGAUUGGGAAAAAAACGUUGAGGAGUCAAUAAAACAUAAACAGACACAAGUUACAACAGAAUUUAAUACUCAGCUAGAUAGAUUGCGGAUAAAAUUGCCAGAUGAAGAAGAUCUUACUGGAUCCGUUCAAGCUAUACUACGAUUACAAGACAUGUAUGAUAUUCCUGCUAAACAGAUAGCAGAGGGAUCUAUAGGCGGCUUAAAUACUGGAGAACUAAAUGCUGAUGCUUGUUUUGAAUUGGGAAGGAUUGCAUACGAAGACGGCGACUAUUACCACGGUUUCCAUUGGAUGGCAAUAGCAAAAGAGCGACUUGACAAAGAAACAAAUAAAACGACAGACAUGACAGAAAUUUUAGAUUAUAUGGCAUGGACUGCACAUGAGCUAGGUAACGACAAACUUGCUCUGGAACUGACGGAAGAAUUAUUAAAUUUAGUUCCAGAUCAUGUACGAGCACAGAACAACAAAAUUGAUUUUAUGGAGAAAGUCAAGAAAGCAUCCAACGUCACGACGUCCCGUGUGACACGUGACUUGACUAAUACAACUCACUAUGUACCAAAACCAACACCAGAGUACAACAGCACUCCAGAAUUGCAAUCCUAUAAGCGCCUAUGUAAAGGAUUGGAUGUAAAGCCUCGAGAGAAGAUGAGCCAAGUAGUGUGUAGAUAUCGACACAACAAUAACCCAAGACUACUGUUGUCACCUGUGAAGGAAGAAGAGGUUUACCGGGAUGCUAACAUGGUCCUGUUUCAUGACAUAGCUUCAGAUAAAGAAAUGAAAAUUAUCAGAUCUUUAGCUAUACCAAAGUUAUUUAGAGCAACCGUCCACGAUCCGACGACAGGAAAACUGAUUCAUGCAAAAUACAGAAUAACAAAAACGGCAUGGUUAGAUGAUCGCGACCAUUUAGUCGUUGAUAGAGUACAAAAUAGAAUAAAAGCUGUUACAGGUCUUGAUUUAGAUUCAGCGGACGCAUUACAGGUUGCUAAUUAUGGUAUUGGUGGUCAUUACGAUCCUCAUUAUGACUUUUCAACAAGAGACGAUGACGACACAUCUGAGACGGAGAAAAGAGACGGAAACAGAAUAGCUACUUUUCUUUUGUAUAUGACAGACGUUGAUGCAGGUGGUGCUACUGUUUUUCCAAUAAUAGAUGUACGAGUACUCCCUAAAAAGGGAACAGCAGUAUUUUGGUACAACCUUAGGAGAAGUGGUAAAGGUAUCAUGGAAACAAGACAUGCUGCCUGUCCUGUUUUGGUUGGUACUAAGUGGGUGUCCAAUAAAUGGAUCCGUACACGAGGACAAGAAUUUAGAAGACCGUGUGGACUUACUGAAGAUGAAUAAACGAUGUAUCAAGUUUCAAUUGUAUUCUGUUUUUACAUCAAAUGUUACAAAAUUUGUAAAAUUCGUAUUUUCAUUAGUUGGUGUAUGAAUUUUUUUUUAUAACAAUCAUGUUUAUUCACCAAUGUUACAUAACACAUUUAAAUCCAAUUGCAUAAUGCAAUCCGGUGAACAAAUGUAACAUAAACAAAUUGAAAUGCAUCUUUAAAGUAUUGUUAGAGGUGUUAUUAAAAAUGGAAAAAUAAUGUUAUACAAAAAGUAGACAUAAUAUUUUAUCCUGAUCUCAGUUUUAAAUGUGCAAUAAA
Messenger RNA from Mytilus trossulus (common blue mussel), 2378 nucleotides. RefSeq names its product prolyl 4-hydroxylase subunit alpha-1-like. Gene Ontology annotation, cellular component: endoplasmic reticulum. Gene Ontology annotation, molecular function: iron ion binding; L-ascorbic acid binding; procollagen-proline 4-dioxygenase activity. Gene Ontology annotation, biological process: peptidyl-proline hydroxylation to 4-hydroxy-L-proline. The transcript is spliced from 13 exons. Bases 466 to 2076 code for a protein of 536 amino acids. The record is from RefSeq and is a predicted model, not a curated record. NCBI's taxonomy places the organism in Eukaryota, Metazoa, Mollusca, Bivalvia, Mytilida, Mytilidae.